Plasmopara halstedii is the source of this 1917-nucleotide messenger RNA. RefSeq names its product pheromone processing carboxypeptidase kex1. Gene Ontology annotation, molecular function: serine-type carboxypeptidase activity. Gene Ontology annotation, biological process: proteolysis. The transcript is spliced from 4 exons. The record is from RefSeq and is a predicted model, not a curated record. NCBI's taxonomy places the organism in Eukaryota, Oomycota, Peronosporomycetes, Peronosporales, Peronosporaceae. Bases 1 to 1917 code for a protein of 638 amino acids.
AUGAUAGAGCAACACGUGAUCGUGAGCGUUUUGAUGGGUGUGUUUGCGUCUGCAAAGCGAAUGUAUCCAGUCAUUCAGCAAGAUGAUAAGCUUGAAACUGAGGAAGAGAAUGAAGAAAUAGAGGAAAGUGUUACUGAUACAAUGUCCGCUAACCCGAAUGAAAAGGCAACAGAGGACCUUGUUCACAAUCUACCUGGUCUGGAUCCGUCGAAUAACGUAACGCAGCACGCCGGAUUUAUAUCUUUGUACGAUGAUGAUACAAACAGAAUAUUCUACUGGCACAUUCAGACGGAUCAGAACGCGGAUAAGGCACCACUUGUGAUUUGGCUUAAUGGUGGUCCGGGGUGCUCCAGUAUGCAGGGCUUGUUUUUGGGAAUUUCACCAUUUAAAGUGAUGAAAAAUUUGACAAUUGGCACGAAUGAACACAGUUGGCACAAAUUUGCCAACCUUCUCUUUGUAGAUCAGCCAGUGGGUACAGGAAUGUCGUACACAAAAGGAAAUGUCUAUCGAUCGACUGAAGAGGCAGUUGCAAAGGAUUUCUACGAAUUUUUAAUUAAGUUUUUGCAGCGUCACUCAACGUAUUUGUCGGAUGGGGAUGACCAAGUAAAACAUUCAACAGCAAUUUACUUUUUUGGAGAAUCUCAUGCCGGCCGCUGGAUUCCUGAAAUUUCAGAAUAUAUUUUACAACGAAAUGCUGGUCAUGAGAACCAUAUUAAGAUUAAUGUGGACGGUAUUGGUAUUGGCAACGGAUGGGUUCAUCCAAAAAUUCAGUAUGAGUAUAGUGAUUAUGCCCAUGGGAUCGGACUGCUGACUUUUGGUCAGGUAAGGUCUUUAAAAGCAUCAUAUACUGAGUGCUUAACUGCGCUGGAUUCUGGAACGUAUUAUUCAAAGAGCUGUUUCAAAAAUAUGGACGAUAUCUUAAGCAAUGUUCAGGUAGGCAAAGGAGCAAAAAAAUUGAAUUUUUAUGAUGUGCGGCAAUACGUUAAUAACGUCAAUGAUUACCCGUUUGGCAUGGAUACCAUUGUAAAGUAUAUGAAUAAAGCUGACGUACGAAAAGCAUUGCACGGCAACGAAGACAAUAAUUAUCGCUUCAAUAUGUGCAGCAGUGAAGUACACAAAGCUUUGUUGGCGUUCGAUGGCGUUAGCACGCUAGAUAAAUUGUCGUCACUCCUUCAAAAAGGUGUACGAGUGCUUUUUUAUAACGGUCAAUGGGACAUGAUGUGCAAUCACUAUGGAACAGAAAAGCUGUUAUUAAAUCUUGAAUGGAAUGGCUCUGAAGCGUAUCAGCAGGCUCCCAAGUACACGUGGCGAGUACAAGGACACCACAUUCCAGCAGGAUUUGCGCAACAGGGUGGAAAUUUGACCUAUUUGGUAGUCGCUGGCGCCGGUCACGCUGUACCUAUGGAUGUGCCAGAUGUCGCGGCAGACAUGUUAUAUCGAUUUGUCAACAAACUUGCAUUUACUGACAUAGUGCAAGCAAUUGCAAAUACACGUCUGAAUUCGACCGAUCCUGAAUUUUCGUAUUGCAAUCUACCGAUAACGACAUCGGCUACCAACACCAGUUUUAAUCAAAAUAAUGAGGAGAGUAGCGAAGCGCACAUCAGCACCACAUGGUUGUGGGUGCUGCUAGGUAUUUCUGCUGCGAGCAUUAUUUUGGCAGUAUGUGUUACCAUUGUCUGUCUUCGCCGAAGAAGACACCGAAGACUGGAUCACGAAAAAGUCACACAGGUUAGUGAUGAAGAAAAUGUGGAGCAGCUGAAACUCGGUGAACUUGAAGAUGAACCCUCGGAUGGAGAAAGCAAUGGAGAAAUUAUACUGGAGGAAGGUGGAAGCCAGCGAGCAAGAAUCACAAUCGUUGGAGUCUUCAAACUAGCUUUGGAAUUGCAAGCCUUGACUACUACUGUGCGCCUGCAAUAG